Paramuricea clavata is the source of this 8781-nucleotide messenger RNA. The record is from the annotation of a GenBank genome assembly. Lineage: Eukaryota; Metazoa; Cnidaria; Anthozoa; Malacalcyonacea; Plexauridae.
GCGAUAUGAAGAGAAUUGUACGAUUUUUAAAUGACAUCGGUUUAACGGUUUGAGUUGCUCCAAUUUUUGGGUUUCACCAUGGUAUUAUGCAGUGAAUGUGACGAGUGGUCAACCUCAAAUGUAUUGAUGUUUAUACUCUACUUUUAAUGAGAACAUAAUACGAAAUUCCAUGUAUUUGCCACCAAGUCAUAUACCACAAGGCUAAUUCAAAAAAGAAACAACUCCCUGACCCCCCCCCCGUCACUUUUGUGACGCCAUAUGAAUCUCAAGAAUACAUCAAUAUUUAAAACUACCUUCUUUAUUACGUCGGCGCCUUUGCUCCCCUUAUAUAUAUAUAUAUAUAUAUAUAUAUAUAUAUAUAUAUAUAUAUAUAUAUAUAUAUAUAUAUAUAUAUAUAUAUAUAUAUAUAUAUAUAUAUAAUUUCGUUUACCUCAAAAUUCCGCAACAGUCUGUUUCAUCAGUAAAGAAUCAUCAGGCGGUAUGACAAGUUUCGAAAAAUAGGGCUGCUUAUAUGUGUUUUGGCCAGAACGUGGGGGUGUGUGGGUGAAACAAAGCAUGCAUUCAUCUAUUGUUUGCGUUGUUUACGCAGAAAUACCUAAUCGAAUUGUGGGAGUGUAUUGUUUGCGUUGUUUACGCGAAAUUUCUUCCUAUGUCUGCACGUAGAUAUAAUUUCCAUUCUUUUAUUGAGUAAACGGUUUUGGUUUUCUUUCAAAAUACAAAAUUUUUCCUCUAAACAUAAAUUACAUCGUUUUGAUCCUCCCGUAUACGAAAUAGCGCCUUUCAAAAUUUGCGAAUUGAUAUUAAAAUCUUUCUUGCUAUCUUUCAAUGUCCAAAUAUAUUUCGAAAGUUCAGUUUUGUUUGAGUGCUCUUUAUGCUCGAAAAUAUAGUUAUGGUUAGCCAAACGCUCUUUAAAUGUAGUUGAUGUCAUGCCAAUAUAAUUCAUGAUCGUGUUAGGGUUGCUUGUUGUGACUGUUGCUUUGUAUACUAUGUCCUUAGUCAUGCAUUGUUUCUGAAGUGGGCAUAUUGCGUUUUUCGAACAACUGCAAUUGACAGUGCCCUUGCCCAGUGCCCUUGCCCUGUGUUGUCGACAAGGUUAAGAAAAUUACGCCCUAUAUAUUAGUGCUGACAUUCGUGCUAAAUGGUGGGUUGAACCAAAUGAUAAUAUUACGUUGCCUAUUUCUGCGUGCUUGCUGAGGUGCGUGUCGAGUGUAGUUAAGAUCAUGAUUAAAGUUGCUGUGGUCAAGUGCGUUUUGGUAUGCAGGUGCAGAUUCCAUAAAUGCUUGCUAAUCUGAUGAAAGCAUUGCGAUGCGCUUGUUAUAACUGAUGUAGGAAGCUGCCUUAUAAUGCUAUAUAGACACUAUAGACGAAAUUGACUUUGAAUUAAAAGACAUUUCGAACAAUUAGGAAUCGGCGACAGAAUUGAAAACUGAAAAAACGUGAAGCAUUUAUAUCUUUAAAAGUCCACAAAGAAAAUUUCGAGAACAAUCCAAAAUGUCGGCUAAUUAAUCCCGCUAAAAGCGAAUCAGGAAAAUUGAGCAAAAUUAUUUUAGAUGAAAUUAACUCCAAUUUGAGACAAUAACUGAAUUUGAACCAGUGGAGAAAUACAAAACAAGUAAUUGAAUGGUUUGGAAAUAUAAAAGACAAAGAAAGACAUAGUUUUAUUUCGUUUGAUAUCGUUGAUUUUUACCCAUCCAUUUCGGAAAAGCUUUUGGACCAAGCAUUAUCUUGGGCUUCUAAUUUAACUACCAUUUCGGAUAAUGAUAUUUUGAUCAUAAAACACGCCAGAAAAUCUCUGCUUUUCAACACCGGAAAACCAUGGACAAAAAAAGAUAGUGAAGGUUUGUUUGACGUUACCAUGGGCAGCCACGAUGGCGCCGAAAUAUGUGAAUUAGUUGGCCUUUUCAUCCUAAAUCACCUAAGUAAGAAGUUUGGCAAAGAAAGCAUCGGCCUAUAUAGAGACGACGGUUUGGCCCUUAUAAAAAGUAAAUCGGCACGUUUAGCAGACAAAAAAAGGAAAGAACUCCACAAAAUUUUCGAGCUGUUUGACCUAAAAAUCACCGCCGAAUCAAAUUUACGCAUAGUAAACUUUUUAGAUGUAACUUUCAAUCUUAACAACGGAAAAUAUAGGCCCUAUAGAAAGCCCAAUGACGAUCCGCUAUACAUAAAUAGGUACUCUAACCAUCCACCUAGCAUUAUAAGGCAGCUUCCUACAUCAGUUAACAAGCGCAUUGCAAUGCUUUCAUCAGAUGAGCAAACAUUUAUGGAAUCUGCACCUGCAUACCAAAACGCACUUGACCAUAGCAACUUUAACUACACUCAACACGCACCACAACAAGCACGCAGAAAUAGGCAACGUAAUAUCAUUUGGUUCAACCCACCAUUUAGCAUGAAUGUCAGCACUAAUAUAGGGCGUAAUUUUCUUAACCUUAUCGACAAGCACUUUCCUUCGCACCACAAGCUGCAUAAGAUCUUUAACAGAAAUACAGUAAAAGUAAGUUAUAGCUGCAUGAGCAAUGUUAAGUCUAUAAUCACUAAGCACAAUGCACAUAUAGCUAGGAAGAACAAGGCACAGGGCAAGGGCACUGUCAAUUGCAGUUGUUCGAAAAACGCAACAUGCCCACUUCAGAAACAAUGCAUGACUAAGGACAUAGUAUACAAAGCAACAGUCACAACAAGCAACCCUAACACGAUCAUGAAUUAUAUUGGCAUGACAUCAACUACAUUUAAAGAGCGUUUGGCUAACCAUAACUAUACUUUCGAGCAUAAAGAGCACUCAAACAAAACUGAACUUUCGAAAUAUAUUUGGACAUUGAAAGAUAGCAAGAAAGAUUUUAAUAUCAAUUGGCAAAUUUUGAAACGCGCUAUUUCGUAUACGGGAGGAGCAAAACGAUGUAAUUUAUGUUUAGAGGAAAAAUUUUGUAUUUUGAAAGAAAACCAAAACCGUUUACUCAAUAAAAGAAUGGAAAUUAUAUCUACGUGCAGACAUAGGAAGAAAUUUCGCGUAAACAACGCAAACAAUACACUCCCCCAAUUCGAUUAGGCAUUUCCGCGUAAACAACGCAAACAAUAGAUGAAUGCAUGCUUUGUUUCACCCACACACCCCCACGUUCCGGCCAAAACACAUAUAAGCAGCCCUAUUUUUCGAAACUUGUCAUACCGCCGGAUGAUUCUUUACUGAUGAAACAGACUGUUGCGGAAUUUUGAGGUAAGCGAAAUUCUAUAUAUAUAUAUAUAUAUAUAUAUAUAUAUGUAUAUAUAUAUAUGUAUAUAUAUAUAUGUAUAUAUAUACGUCUUGGCAUAGAUUAAGAAAUGUAGCUACUGCAGCUAUAUAUUAAUUUGUUGUUAUACUUUCUACGUUUAGCUGUGGAAAGUCAUAAAUCUUGGUGUGAUGUUGCAUAAAUUUCUUGGGAUUCUGAAUUUCAUAGUUUUCUUGCAAGACGCUAGGUUUGUGACACCAAAAUGAUAGAAUUGUUUUAUCAAUCAUGAACUGUUUCCCCUAGAGGUCCCCUGGUCAUCGCUUAAUUUUUGCAGUAAUAAUAAGUAAUACCAUGCAAUAAUAAGAAAGUUUCUGAUUGAUAGGAUGCAACUACCUGAAAAAUACAAGGAGAACUUCAACGUCUCGAGCGAAGGCCCUUCGCCGGGACUCCCGAAGUUCUUUCGCCGGGACUCCCGAAGUUCCUUCGCCGGGACUCCCGAAGUUCCUUCGCCAGGACUCCCGAAGUUCCUUCGUCGGAACUCCCGAAGUUAUUUCGCCGGGACUCCCGAAGUUCCUUCGCCGGGACUCCCGAAGUUCCUUCGCCGGGACUCCAGAAGUUCCUUCACCGGGACUCCCGAAUUUCCUUCGCCGGGACUCCCGAAGUUACUUCGUCGGGAAGAACUUCCCAACGAAGUGCCUUCGCUCAAAACAUCGAAGUUCUCGUUGUAUUUUUCAUGUAGUUGCACCCCUAACAUUCCGAAACUUUCACAUUAUAUGAGCCAACAUCCCAAUUAUGCGACUGACGUAUAAUAUUAGAUUUCUUCUUUUUAGGCAUAAGUCAUUGUUAGAAAGAGCGUUGGGUAUUUAUACAGUCUUUUGUAAGAAACAAGCGCCCAGAGUGGUAAGAAACAUACUGCAGUAGCUUUGAAAACGCCUUAGGCUUAGUUGAUUUUCAAUCAUCACGAAUUUGGUCCAAUUUCUUAUCUUUCUACGUGUGGUAUUGUUUAUAGGUUUAUUUUGAGUACAUGAAUCGGGAUAUUCUACGAAGUGGAUUGGCUGUAAGUUAAUAGAGUGUAAAGUGGAUAAUCUUGAACUGUCGUUGCCAGUGUACAGUAGGUAGUGCCAAUCAAAUGAACAAGCUAUCGUUGGUAGGGAUGAAACUAGUGAGGCGGCUACUGUAAAAAUUGUGCACUUAGUGAUACAAGCACUAAAAUUGGAAAUUUAGAACAUAUUAAUGGGCUAAAUAAUUCUAGAUAUGGAACCACACUUGAAAAUGCAUAUUGAAGUAAUUAUGAGAGGUCAUCCAAAAUGGCUGCCAGCCAAACCGGAAGUACUCUGAAAUUCAUCUUUAUACACAAAAAUAUAGAUUCGUACUCUUUGAUUCAUGAAAAAUAUUUGUAUUUAUCACAUUUAUGUCAUCAUAAACGCAUUUCAUUGGCUUACAGUUAUAAACAGCGAUAUAAUCUUCAUUUCAAAGAUGUAACCGGAAGUAGCAACCGGAAGUUAGUAAUUGUAUUAUAAAGCUUGUUUAAGUUAGUUCGUGUAACAUCCAUAAUACAUGGUAAAAUAAAGAGCCACACAAAUCAUAGAAAGGCGGGUUGUAACUAUUCGUUUCCGUUUAUUGUUAGUCUUUUCUUCGUAAUGUUUGUAGUAUUACAUGUUUCCACGUCGCAUAAAUGAGUUCAACUAUCAGUACAAUAAUCGCCACAUCGACACAAACCAGUGCACUUUAAUGCUGCUGUUUUACAGGAACAAUUUCGAUUGCAUCCCUUCUUACAACCGCAUUUUAUAAGAUCCCUGCUACUUUUUGUGACAUCAGGAAGUGUUGUCCACUGCGGAUUCCAGGUAGUAUCUCCCGAAAGUAACCGUCCACAUUCCGACGGACAAGGCAACUGUGGACGGACAAUCAUUGCUUGCCCCCAGCAAUAACCAGCCUGAUAAACAGCCCGCUUGACGUGCUACAGCAGAGCUGCUUGGGUUGGUGGUAUAUUGUCAAAGGCUCUACCCUUUUGACUGAACAACUGUAAUCGGGCCUCGUUUACAAGCGUGGCAGUGCUGGUUCGAUCAUACACAUCUCCUCACUCUGGUGUACGUCUCCUCACUCUAGUGUACGGUCUCCUCACUCUGGUGCACGUCUCCUCACUCUGGUGUACGUCUCCUCACUCUGGUGUACGUCUCCUCACUCUGGUGUACGUCUCCUCACUCUGGUGUACGUCUCCUCACUCUGGUGUAUGGUCUCCUCACUCUGGUGUACGUCUCCUCACUCUGGUGUACGUCUCCUCACUCUGGUGCACGUCUCCUCACUCUGGUGCACGUCUCCUCACUCUGGCGCACGUCUCCUCACUCUGGUGCACGUCUCCUCACUCUGGUGCACGUCUCCUCACUCUGGUGCACGUCUCCUCACUCUGGUGUACGUCUCCUCACUCUGGUGCACUUUAACACUCGCAAAAGCAAAAAAAUCCAAAACAAAAUCCCGGUUUUUAACUGAUUCACUUCCGGUAAAAGAUGGCGACUGUCAGGAAACACCUGAUAACUUCUGUUUAGGCUAAAUUCAGACGUGGUUCCAUAUCCAUAUGAACUCUAGAGAUAAUAGCCUUUGUUUUCACAAAAUUUCAUUGUAUGACCAUUUGCGCAAUAAUUCUGCAUUUUUGCAUUUAUCCGCCUGACUAUAUAUAUACCUGAAAAUAUACAAGGAGAAUUUCGACGUUUCGAGCGAAGGCCCUUCUGGUUUCUUCUUGAGUUACUCCAGAGUACUGUAACUCCAGACGAAGAGCCUUCCGAAGGCUCGAAACGUCGAAAUUCUCCUUAUAUAUUUUCAGGUAGUUGCAUUCUUACCAACGAAAGCUUAUAAAGUAUUUACUCUUAUCGUGUAUCUGUAUUUACGAGUUUCUAUUUGUCUGUUCGUCAGUUGGUGUACUGGUGCAUGGCGUACAGUACGAAGUAGUUAGUGCAUAUGUUAUUCACCUCUGAGGUCGGUUGUUCAAACUAAGCUAGAUUGCCGCUAACCCUCGGUUAAAAUUUAACCUGAUGUUUUAUGUAUUUUUUUCUACUCGUCUGCUUAUCUCAAAACGUCAGGGAAGAAAAUUCCUACUGAUUUAGACCAGGUUUCUAAAGAAAUAUUUCCCAAUUUAUAAAUGUUGCGUUUUGAACAAUUCAACGUCAGAUUUUAUUGAUUUCUAACCCCUUUUCUUCAGUAUUUAGUCCUUGAUUUUGCUGAUACAUGGCCUUGAAUGUCCUUGAAAAGUUCUUGAAUUCGAAUCUUCUUCACAUGUACGAACCCUGCUACAACUACCUGAAAAAUACCUGUAUGAGCAGAACCUCUACGUUUCGAGAGAACGCCCUUCGGGAAGUUGAUAGUGACAUAGUGACCACGUUUAGUGGCCUUCGCCACUAGGUAGUCGUAUAUUCUUCAUACCACAGCUGUUUGUUAUCGUAUCUACCCACACUGGCACCGACCGAUUAUAAUGAUUAUAAUGAUUAUAAUUUCACCUCAGUCGACUUUACGUCUAUGAAACACCAUAAUAUGUUCUCAAGUCUCCUUUGGUUGAGCUGUCUGUCAGUUGUGGGUUUUGUCCAUGAUAUUUUCUAUACAGUACCUCUGUUCGUACCUCUGUUUCCAUACAGUACCUCAGAUUAGUAGUAUAUUUCAUUUCUUUUCAUUUAAAGGAAUUCUUAUUUUGCAUUCUGCCCAUGAUCAACAUUCCAAGAUUGCGCAACACCUUGUUACGGUUGAUGUGGAAGAAACCAGACGCAAUGGAGGAUGGGAAGGCUCUGUUAAUGUCUCACUGCGGUGUUUGUGGUGAAUUGCCGACCAAUGUUCACCAGACCAGAUGUGGCCACAUGUUCUGUUAUAUUUGCAUUAAGGUAUAUCACUACGAAUCGUAACAUUAUCCAAUUAACCUACAAUUCUAACCCAUGCCAAUCCUGAGCUAAUACCAGCAGGUUGUUUAAAGUUGAUCGUUGUCGGGACAAGACAAUUGGUUGUCUGCUCUAUACAAGGGGCGGCUCUAGUCUCAUUUGCAAGGAGGGGUGCAGGUUUUCCUUGGGAUGGUGCAUGACGGAGCCUUACUGCCCACUCUCCUCUGCAGUCUGCAACGCUACUAUCCCACAUUACCAUUAUUUAAGAUGGCCGAAUCUGCAUGUUCGCCAUUCAUUUACGUUUUACAUUAUAUUUUUUAUGAAGUUUAUAGCCGCUUUUUAUUAGGUACAGUAUGCGUGACUGGACAGUUGCUGUAGCACAUGUACAGUGCAGUAUAUUUGGAAAUAUGGCUGUAUAACACCCUCGACAUUAUUCAACUAUGAUAUUUAACUAAAACAUUGCUCACAAAUCAAUGAAAUCGUUUGAAUAAAUCAAUACGCGCUAAAAGUAGAAGUUCCGCUAAUCGCUAUUCGAAAAGCAGAAAAUGCAUGAUCAAACAGAUUCUUUGAGGUGAUGCUGGAUCUCGCUAGGAGGAGGGGUUCUUCUGUUCGGUCACCAUGUUGCUAGCCAGUGCGCAGUGCGCUAAGGAGAAGCCGUCAUCCCCUGAAAACAUUCACAACGGCUUGCGUGCCAGUGAGCUCUAUAUAUAUAUAUAUAUAUAUAUAAUAUAGUGAGCUCUAUAUAUAUAUAUAUAUAUGUAAGAACUUCAGUCAUUCGGUCAAUGAGAAAAGUGAAGCCGGCGGCCAUUGAUGUCCAAUAGCUCUGAAGGUCAUAAACAGUUUUUAUACCAUUUUCCCCCAGCUAAUUCCAGUUUUUUCUAAUGGACCGUAUCACUAAUCAAGUUUUCAGUUCAUAAAAUCACAAUAUUAUUCUUUACAUCGAAGUCAAAAUACGAAAUUUCAACACACUCCUUGCCAAGAUGGCGGAAAUUGAAGGAGCUCUUGGACGUCAGUUCCAGUCCCUUUCUAUUGUUUUUGUAUGCGCGGUUAACACGAAACUGGCUUCACUUUGAGCAACCAAGUUCCUUCUCCAGAUACAUAUGGAGCUCACUGUUGCGUGCUCAGAUCUUUAAAAGCAGAAAUAGGAAGAAGACGUUAUCGACUGGAACGGAACGGACAGAAAUACGAGGCGCUAUAUUGACAAACAAGUAAAUUACGGAAGAAAACAUUUAGUUAUUUUUCCGUAAUUAGGGCUCCAAUUUAUUUGUUUGUAAAUAUACCUCCUCAUAUUACUGUCUUCCGUUCCAGUUGAUUACGUCAUCCUCCUAUUUCUCCUUAUAAAGAUCUGAGAACGAUUGUAAAUAAUUAGUUAGGUUUGACAAUGACCCUGAAAUAGAGUCGAAAUAUCACCGCCGUAAUUUUUGUCUUGAGAUUCGGAGUAUGUUUUUUCUUAUAUUUAUUAUUUUUUAAAACUGCCUCAGUUGAUAAAAGAUUUUUGACUCUCCUAAACACUUCAGAUCUUUUCAGAAACUUUGCUCUCCUGAUUUAGUAACACAGACUAAUGUAAUUAGUAAUUAAAGCUGGUUUUGUUUAGUAGUUUAGUUCUCGUAUAAUCUUGGAUUACUUCGUUGACUAUUAAUUAGGCAAACGUCAUGGGUGAUCCAUCCUUUUUGUGUCCUGUUUGUGGCGAUUUGGUGUGUGACAGCGUGGAGCCAGCAACCGCCUGA